CGGCGUUGAGCUUGCUUAAUGUGCGUAAUACUGCGUAUGACGUCAACGCGCCGGUUGUCAUGGCGGCAGACUGCAGACCAGGGAAGGAAGGUGUGAAGGCUUUCUCGGUUACCUAGGAGACUUGAAUACAGUAUGGCUACCUGACAGCACAGCCCGUGGAGCCGAUGGGGAGAGAUGUCAGUGCUCUGCUGACCACCGACCUGUAUUGUCACACAAUGAACAGAUAUAAAAUAAUAAGUAAGAUCGGGGAAGGGACUUUUUCUGAAGUUUUGAAGACUCAGAGUUUGAAAGAUGGGAAUUUCUACGCGUGUAAAAAGAUGAAACAGCAUUAUAAAAGCACAGAACAGGUUAACAACCUGCGCGAAGUCCAAGCACUGAGGCGCCUGAGUCCUCAUCCAAAUAUACUAAUAUUAUAUGAGGUUGUCUUUGACAGAAAAUCCGAGUGCCUCGCGCUAAUAUGUGAACUGAUGGAUAUGAAUAUUUACGAGCUGAUCAAGGGAAGAAGACAACCGUUACCUGAAAAUAAAAUAAGAAAUUACAUGUACCAGCUUUGCAAAUCCCUUGAGCACAUCCACAGAAAUGGGAUCUUCCACAGAGAUGUGAAACCAGAAAAUAUUCUGAUUAAGCAAGACAUCCUAAAACUUGGAGAUUUUGGGUCUUGCCGUAGCGUGUUUUCCAAGCAGCCGUUCACAGAAUAUAUUUCAACCCGAUGGUACCGGGCCCCCGAAUGUCUUCUGACCGAUGGCUAUUAUACUUACAAGAUGGAUAUUUGGAGCGCGGGCUGUGUUUUCUUUGAAAUCACCAGUCUUCGACCGCUCUUCCCUGGAUCGAACGAGCUAGACCAGAUAUCCAAAAUUCAUGAUGUCCUGGGUACGCCAGCUCCUCUUGUGCUGAGAAAGUUCAAACAGUCAAGAGCAAUGAGUUUUGAUUUCCCGCACAAGAAAGGCGCAGGCAUCGCAAAGCUGCUACCCAGUAUUUCCGCAGAGGGUUUAUCCUUAAUGUGUGCGAUGCUGGAGUAUGAUCCGGACCAGAGAAUAAGUGCCAAGGAAGCUCUGCAGCAUUCCUACUUUACAGAAUGCAGAACUUUAGAAACACAAACCCUGCAUCGUAAACUAAGAAUAGCAGAGCAAUCAAAGACCGCCGACUCCACCAACUAUCUGCUGCGGAUCGCAGGCCGGGGCCGGAGGCAGGUAAACGUUCGCACCCACGGCACACUAGCGCUGAAGAUCCUACCGGAACCGGUUACUCGGCAUCACGGACCUACCUUUCCAACGGAGCUGCCAAAGCUUCACGUGUCUGAAUUGGGCAAAACCCUGACCUAUCCGGCACUCAAGUUCCAGUCUGUGUUUCCAACCCCUGCACAUAACGGAAAACUCCCACUUAUACCAAGUAUCAAGUACUUUGAUGCCAAGUUUGAAAACCAGCACCAUAUGAAAACCACGUUGAAGCCAUACCAGUUACCCUCCAUUGACCGAAAAGGCGGCGGGAUCUGACUCAGUAGCAGUAU
Molecule: messenger RNA, 1507 nt
Organism: Spea bombifrons (plains spadefoot toad)
Lineage: Eukaryota; Metazoa; Chordata; Amphibia; Anura; Pelobatidae
Gene: MOK
Product: MOK protein kinase
Exons: 12
Coding region: 165-1493 (442 amino acids)
Biological process (GO): intracellular signal transduction; protein phosphorylation
Cellular component (GO): nucleus; cytoplasm
Molecular function (GO): ATP binding; protein serine/threonine kinase activity
Source: RefSeq, a predicted model, not a curated record